UAUGGGGCUUGUCUGCUGAAGAGAGAGAGAGAGAAGGAGCGAGUUUUCAUUUUUUUUUUCACUUUUGCCCAAUUUUUUCCUCCUCAAAGAUUCUUCCUUUUAGAAUACUCCCGUUCACUUUCUCCACUUGUUCAACAAUCUCAUCAUCUUCCACAUUCUUUAUUUAAAUACAUAAACCAAAAUUCUGCUCCUUGUGUUUGAUUUUAUGGAUCCACAGAUCUAAUGGUUCCGUACCCACAGGAGCUUCUACUCUCUUCAAGAUCUUCCUCCACUUCAGCUGUAGCAAAAAGCUGGUUUCAACAAGCAGAAGCAAUCAAAUUAGGAAUUGGUGUAUAGUAGCUCAGCUGAGAAAUAAGGGCAAUACUAGCUGUUCUGGGUUGGAAUUUGUGUUUUUAAAAAGUUAUUCUUACAUGUGGAGGUUUUGGAGGGUUGUUUGGAUGAGAUGAGGGAUGUUAUCAGAGUUGAUGAACUACUUGAAGUUCUGUUUUCGGCCGAGGUCGAAUCGGUACGUUCAUACCGGUGCCGAUUCUGGGGGUCGCCAAGACGGGCUCCUGUGGUACAAAGACACGGGCCAGCACAUAAAUGGUGAUUUCUCAAUGGCUGUAGUUCAGGCUAACAAUUUACUUGAGGAUCAAAGUCAGCUUGAAUCGGGUAGUUUGAGCACACAUGAAUCUGGCCCCUAUGGUACUUUUGUUGGUGUUUAUGACGGCCAUGGGGGGCCGGAGACGUCACGCUAUAUCAAUGAUCACCUCUUUCAACAUCUCAAGAGAUUUAGUUCGGAGCAGCAGUCAAUGUCUGUGGAUGUAAUACGAAAAGCAUUUCAAGCAACAGAAGAGGGUUUUCUUAACGUAGUUACUAGGCAGUGGCCUAUGAAACCACAGAUUGCAGCAGUAGGAUCGUGCUGCCUUGUCGGUGUUAUUUGUAAUGAAACUCUUUAUAUCGCCAACUGUGGUGAUUCCCGUGCUGUUUUGGGGAGAAUAGUGAAGGCAACAGGGGAGGUGCUCUCUAUUCAGUUGUCACAAGAGCACAAUGCCUGUAUAGAAUCUGUGAGACAGGAGCUGCAGUCUUUGCACCCUGAUGAUCCACAUAUCGUUGUUUUGAAGCAUAAUGUAUGGCGUGUGAAAGGCCUAAUACAGAUAUCUAGAUCUAUUGGUGAUGUGUAUUUGAAAAAGGCUGAAUUUAACAGGGAGCCUUUGUAUUCCAAGUUUCGUCUUCGGGACCCUAUCAAAAGACCAAUUUUGAGCGCUGAUCCAGCAAUUUCAGUGAUCCAAUUGCAGCCACACGAUCAAUUUAUUAUAUUUGCAUCUGAUGGGCUAUGGGAACACCUCACCAAUCAGGAAGCAGUGGACAUAGUUCAAAAACAUCCACGAAGUGGAAGUGCAAAAAGGCUGGUGAAAACCGCCCUGCAAGAAGCAGCAAAAAAGAGAGAAAUGAGGUAUUCGGACUUGAAGAAGAUUGACCGCGGGGUUCGCCGCCAUUUCCAUGAUGACAUAACCGUGAUUGUUGUGUUUCUUGACUCGAACCUUGUGAGCAAGGCUAGUUCUGUCAAGGGCCCAAAUCUAUCGGUGAGAGGAGGUGGAAUCAACCUGCCUCCUAACACUCUGGCUCCAUACGCCUCGGCAACGGAAGCUGGCAAUACCUGAUUAAACUGUAUCUCUCAUGUGUGUUCUGUUGCACCAUCAUCCUGUGUUAAUACUAGGUAGCUUCCGAACCAAGAACAUUUCCGACGAGGAGCCGGCCUUCGAUUCUUUAAUGUACACUGUAACUUUUAACUGGAAAUCUAAUACUUGCAUUUAGCUUCUGUGCCAACAACAAAAAAGGAACUGGGAGAAGACAACAAGGUGACAGUAAUCGCAGCUUUAUUUUCUUCGCAAUGUUCUUAUCCUUUCGUCUUUCUUUUUCUCUCUCUUUGAUUUCCCUUGGAAUUUCAGAUCUGUAAAUUUGUAUGAGAUGGCCAAUUAAGUUUUUUUGCUUCUCUUUUUAUUUA
Messenger RNA from Malus domestica (apple), 1987 nucleotides. RefSeq names its product probable protein phosphatase 2C 60. NCBI's taxonomy places the organism in Eukaryota, Viridiplantae, Streptophyta, Magnoliopsida, Rosales, Rosaceae. Gene Ontology annotation, biological process: peptidyl-threonine dephosphorylation. Gene Ontology annotation, molecular function: cation binding; protein serine/threonine phosphatase activity. The record is from RefSeq and is a predicted model, not a curated record.